AUGGCCCUUCCCGCAGAUUUUGCAACUCGUAGCCUUAGAAGCUUAUGCUUGUAUGUAAAGAUCUCAACAAAAGCUCUUCUUCAUCUUUUAUCUAAUUGUCCAUCACUUAAGAGGUUCAGUCUGCGAGGAGAUAUCGGUUCUAAAGAUUGCACCAUCAUUGAGCUAUUUGAGUGUUUGCCUGUGAUUGAACAUCUUACUAUCUGGGAGAACUGUGACCAUCCGUGGCUUGUUCUAGACUCUAUUCCGGAAGAGCUUCCAACCACACUAAUCCACCUCAAAUGCUUUCGUUUUAACGGAAUUUGUUUCAUUGACGGCCAUGGAUUAACUUUUCUUGAUGUUUUGAUCAAAGCUUCCCCGAACUUGGAGAAAAUUGAGCUAGAUAUGGAUGAUUGUAUUUUUGAUGACAAUGAGAUAUGUUGUGGUAUAUUGGAAGAAUUUUCAGAUGUUCGGUUGGAGCAUCUGAAGGAAUUGGAGAUCAUGUGUUUCAGCUACUUGAAGCAUGAGAUGGAGUUUGUAAAGUUUAUCUUGGCAAGGUCACCUAAGCUAAAGAAGGUGAUCUUAUAUAGCAUUAUUGUAAAGGAUGAGUCAGAUAUUUCAACAAUUCUCUCACAGGCCCCACGCGCAUCACCCGAAGAAAUUGUUGUGAGAUGUAUCACAUUCUAGUCGUAUUGCUACUUGUAUUUCUUUGUUUUCUUUCUGGUUAGUCUAUGGAGUUCUUUUGGAUGUUUCUCACUUUCAUAGCAGGUGUACUCAAAAUUAGGGUAGGGGUGUAUGUGUAAAGACCUUAAUAAUUUCAUCGAAAUUUCUCA
Molecule: messenger RNA, 809 nt
Organism: Helianthus annuus (common sunflower)
Lineage: Eukaryota; Viridiplantae; Streptophyta; Magnoliopsida; Asterales; Asteraceae
Product: F-box/FBD/LRR-repeat protein At1g13570-like
Exons: 5
Coding region: 1-663 (220 amino acids)
Source: RefSeq, a predicted model, not a curated record